AUGAAUCCCAGCGGCAGCUUCGAGGGCUCCUCCCCUUCAGCUGGGUGUAGAGAAGGGAAAAAGGUGAAUUUCUGCGCGGUAGCAGGUAAUCCAAGCGUCGAUGCCAAUGCGAUUCCGAGUCCGUCUGUAUUCCCUUCGUCAACUUUAUCUUCCCCUGUCCUCUCUGCCGUGGCAGGUCCGGCCGGGAGCUCUGCCAUGCCGGCACUAGGUACUCAGGAAGUCGGCGCCGGGGGGCUCGAUCUUUCUUCCCCAUGUGGCUCCGGCAGCUUUUCCUCCAAGCCGUCUGAGAAGCGGCCGACUUUCCUUCAGCCCAUUGAUGGAGAAAUUCCCCGCCCAACCUCCGCGCCACCUCAUUUGGAGAAAUCUUCUUCUACUCUCUUCGCCUUCCCCCCUAGCGGAUCAACCACCAACAGCCUAAUCGAUAUCCGCUGCGAUGAGUUGUAUCAGGAGUUCUACAGGAACCUGUCGCAGAAGAAUCCCAAGCUGCCGAAGCCUCUGGAAGAAGACCAAUCCUUCCUCGACCUUGCGUCUCAGAAGAAGGGCCGGCGGCAGAGCACGCGCACAUCCGGCUACUUCGCCGGCAACAACAGAGAUAUCCGCGCGAGCAGCUCGGGCGGGGGGUCGGGAGGUGAUGGCCUGACAUGCGUUCCUCCUUUGUCGUCCUCGUUCUCUGCAACCUCUCGGGAUAACCUGGGAACAGCGGUUCCCCAAGAAGAUGAAGAAGGGACAAGCACGGCGUCAACGGGGCUCAUCUCGUCAACUGCUGCCGCAGUGAAUGCGGCCGCCGCUCUCGCCCUGGUGGAUGAACUGCAGCACCGGCAAGAAGCCGCGAAUCUCGUCUGCUCGACCCGAGCUCUAAGUCUGGCCGUGUUGGCAGCAGCAGGAGGAGUGGCUGGCGGGGCGACAGGGGGGUCGGCAGCUAGUAGCAGAAUCGGCGCGGCAAAUGGAUCGGAAGAGACAGAACAACAUGGCGCGAGUUUAUCCGCCGCUGCCGCCGCUGCCCUCCUCCAGGACGCUCACGCUGCCUGGAAGGAGUCUGGCGGAAAUGCUGCUUUGCUACCGAUGGUACAAAAAUGGACUGAGGCGAUUCUGAACCGUUGCCCAGAUGCGCAACCUGGUGCGGCAGGCGCCGCGGGUGGACUGGCUCGGAGCCCCUCGGAUUCGUUCAAUCACGCUCUGCAGCGGCGAGCUUCACUGACUGCUGCGAGUCCGUGUUCGUCCGAGGGGGCAGCGGACAACGCAGCGGAUUCCUCGACUCUUCGAUCCUCCGAAAGGCACCGCUCGCCUCCGUCCACCGCUGCGAGUUCGCAAAAUGCUGCCGGUUUUUCGUUCCCCAUUCAGUCCGCUGUCUCCUCAACAGUUCGGGGCUGCGCCGGAGACGGCGCGGGUGUAGAACGGAGUGGCCGUGUCGAGGUCGGGGAGAAUGGCCAUGGCAGAAGUCGGAGCGACUCGCAUGACCAUGCGGCUUCCAGAAACCGUCCAAAUGGUUUUUCUUCGCUGGAUGAAGAAGGUUUCCGUCGCACGCUACAGUCGACCAUGACUGCGCCAGGAGGGGUGAUGCUCGCGUCACCCAGCGAUGUGCAGGCCCUGGUGCAUCAUGCCGCAGCUGCGCCGUCUUCGUCUCAUGCAGUGGUUAUGGCUUCAGGGCUUCCCGCCUUUCUGACGUCCCACGGGCUCUCGCCGACGGGUGCAGACAACAUGACCGCGUCAGGUGGCCAGUCCGUGCCCGCUGGUUUGGAUGACGAGCAGGUUCGCCUGGUUCUGUCCGCUGCGCAGCAACAGGAGCAGCACUUCCUCCAGGCGGUCGCUGCGCUCCGCGGGUCUCAGGCUUCCGCGCCGCCUGCUGGCGGUCCCCUGGCCGACUCGGAAUCGGUCGUUCCUGGAGCCACUGCUGUCGGGCCGGAUGCCGCCGGAGCGGGCAGCAUCGCUGGAGUUCUGCACCCUGCCCUCUCUCUAGGAGGCUCUCUUGGUGCGAAUCCGGCGGCUGCAGCGGCGCUCCUUUCUGCUAUGGCAGGCGUAGCGGGUGCUUCGUCGGCGGAUGGACCGUUGGCGCUCCAGCACCUUUCGAGUCCGGCAAUGGGGCCUCUGGGUCUGGACUCGGGCUUGGCACAUGCGGCAAAUAGCAGCGCCCCGGGUAGUGCGGGUCACGUGGGUACCGGGCCUCUCGCGCAUGCGGGUGGUAGCGCUGGCGAUGCAGGUUCAGCUGCUAUGGCGCAUGCACUCAACCUCGCAGUUCUUGGGCAGGCUUUUCACCACCGAGCCGGAGACGGUCUCGGACGGGACAGCAGCGAUGGGGACGAGGGCCGAGGACAAGGAGGUUUAGGCGUUCCGACUCCGGGCGCCAUCGCAGCGGCAGCGGCAGCAUCCGAGGUCGCUGGUAAUGCGCAGCUGCUUUCAUCAGUUUUGUAUCCACUCUUGAAUGCGCAGUCGCUUCCCUCUUUGGGUGUCCUAGGAGGCACUCCGGGGUCCUCUCCCGCCCACGCAGCUCCUCCGCCUGGCAUGGUUCUGGGCCCAAGAGACCCGCGCGGCAGCUGGCCAUGCGUGGUGGGCGCAACGCCUUCAUUAGGAGGGCACGCCAUGUAUCCAGGAGGUUUACAGCAUCAUCGCGGCCCACUAGGAAUAGGUGAUCAUGCUCUCUCCCCGGCUGCCGCUGCGCUGCUGGCCAGCGCCGCGAGAAUGUCUCAAGCGCCGCCCGGUCUGAGCAUGUCGCCACCUCAUGCGCCUAUCAUGGUCCCGCGAGGGCUCGAUGUUCACGCAGACUUUCUCCAUCAGCAGCGCACGGCUGCUGCCGUUGCAGCGCAUCAUCAAACAGCUACGGGGUCUGGCCUUCACGCCGCGGCAGGCUGGCCAGGAGUCGACGGGGCCGCUGUCUCCACGGGGACUGCGUCUCCCGCGGCUGGUGGCAGUCCACGCCCCGUAUGCGUUAUGCCAACGCAGAGCUUGCAUCCGAUUGUGCCCGAUAAUCACUUGCGUGCCGCGACUGUCCAAGCGGGUGCAGCAUUUGUCAACGCCUACCUUUCUCCUGACAAGGACAGUGCGAAGCACAAGUCGUCUGGCCUUCGGCAGGGGCCUGGCGUGAAGGUGACUAGUGCAAGAACUCGCCCGGGUCGGGCGGAAAACCGUGGAAAAGCGGAUGGCUCAGGUCCGCAGCGCGCCGGUGGACUGGGCGGUGAUGGCGCGGACGGGCACGCGAGCGCGUCUGCAAAAGCCGUCGUUGUUGCGGGGACCAGCGCCAGAGUGGGAGGGAAGAAGGGCGACUCGCCGGUCGAGGGGUCGUUCGGCAGGAACCUGGGCAGCGUGGAGUUGGUGGAGGCCGUCGCGGGCGGUGGAUCAGGAAAUGGACCGAGCUGCCCAGGGACCCUGACGGUGGCGACAGCCGAGGAUCUUGUGUUUGGAAAUAAAUACAGAGGAAACAUUGAAAUGAUUGCCCGCGACCAGAUCGGCUGCCGCAUGCUACAGCGGAAGCUUUCGGAGGCAGAUGCGGAAGAGGUGAAGACGAUCUGCCUGGAGGUGCUCGAUUGCGUCAUAGUCCUCCUGGUAGACCCCUUCGGCAAUUACCUUGUACAGAAGGUUGUAGAGGAGUGUGCAGAGCCCCAGCUUCUGCAGCUGGUCAGGAAGCUCCGCCCACGUAUCGUUGACGUCUGCUUGAGCCCGCACGGAACACGCGCUGUUCAGAAACUCAUCGAAGUCUGCGCCAAAUUGCCUGCAGCUAGCCCAUCGACGACUGAAUUGCUGGCGGCGUUGCGGCCGUCCAUCGUGUUGUUGGCGAAGGAUGCAAACGCAAAUCAUGUCGUGCAGAAGAUCCUUGCUUCGUUCUCCCCCGCGCGCUGCGACUUUGUUUUCGCCCAAGUCAAGAAGCACUGCGUGGAAAUUUCAAAGGAGCGCCACGGAUGCUGCGUCAUGCAGCGUUGCAUUGAUGCUGCGCCGCCUCAGGCUAAGACUGAGAUUCUCCAGGGGAUUGCGGCGAACGCGCUAGAACUCAUGCAGGACGCGUUUGGCAACUAUGUCGUGCAGUACGUGCUGGACCUACAGCUAGAGGGCUUCAAUGGGGCCGUCACUGAGGCGGUUCGAGGCCGCAUUCGGGAGCUGUCCAUGCAGAAGUUUUCGUCCAACGUCGUUGAAAAGUGUCUCAUGCUGGGCACUGCAGAGCAGCGCAGCUUGAUUGUUGAAGAACUGCUGGCGGAAGGCGAUGGCCUCAAAGAUAUGCUUCUCGAUUUGUAUGCGAAUUAUGUCGUUCAGCGCGCGCUAACCGUUUGCCCGCCACCGGUCCAGCAGCAGCUGCUCUCAGCCAUUCAGCCAUGUCUAUCGCAACUUCGCCAGACGCAACCAGGCACUCGCGUGGCGCACAAGCUUGUCAAGAAGUUCCCGAGCCUUUUGGUCCCUGUGUCGGCGAACUCUGUCGCGGGCGGAGAAAGUGCCGCAGGCGGUUGUCUAGAUCUGUCAAAGAAGUCGCAUCGCGGCCAGGCAAGGACUGGCACGGCGGUGAAGGGAACGGUCGCGACUUCGGCAACGGGAUUGCAACCCGCCAACCGCCGAAAGAAAUCGGAAAAACCUGAGAACGGUGAUCGGAAAGGGCAGGCUCCAGCUGCGCUGAAGCCCCGACGGAAUCGCGAAACGACAAGGGGCGGUAAAUUGGAGGCCGGGCAGUUUCAUGGUCGAGUAGGCCAUGGCGAAAACGGCACUUCUGAUUCGGUCGGUAACGGGGACAAGUAA
Molecule: messenger RNA, 4713 nt
Organism: Besnoitia besnoiti
Lineage: Eukaryota; Apicomplexa; Conoidasida; Eucoccidiorida; Sarcocystidae
Product: Pumilio-family RNA binding repeat-containing protein
Exons: 10
Coding region: 1-4713 (1570 amino acids)
Biological process (GO): post-transcriptional regulation of gene expression
Cellular component (GO): cytoplasm
Molecular function (GO): mRNA binding
Source: RefSeq, a predicted model, not a curated record